AUGGUAAAAUUCACGGUAGAUGAGUUGCGUCGGAUGAUGGAUUUUAAGCGGAAUAUCCGCAAUAUGUCCGUUAUAGCACACGUAGAUCAUGGGAAGUCCACACUUACAGACUCACUCGUCUGCAAGGCCGGCAUUAUUGCUGACUCACGCGCUGGAGAUGCUCGGUUUACAGACACUCGGAAAGACGAACAGGAAAGGUGCAUCACUAUCAAAUCAACAGCCAUCAGCUUAUAUUAUGAAAUGCCUGAUGAAGAUGUCCAGUGCGUUAAAGCGAUUCAACCCAUCGCUGUUAACUCAGAAGGAAAAGAAGAAAAAGGGUUUCUCAUAAACCUCAUAGAUUCACCGGGGCACGUCGAUUUCUCCUCAGAAGUCACUGCAGCCCUUCGUGUAACAGAUGGAGCUCUUGUCGUAGUUGAUUGUGUAUCAGGUGUGUGUGUACAAACCGAAACGGUUUUACGUCAGGCUCUCACAGAACGAAUCAAACCAGUAUUAUUCAUGAAUAAGAUGGAUAUGGCAGUCACAACUCUGAACUGUGACAUGGAAGAACUUUAUCAAAAGUUCCAGAGAGUGAUCGAAAACGUUAACGUCAUAAUUUCAGAGUUUGAAACGUCUAAUAGCACAAUGGGUGAUCUGGCGUUGGAUGUUGUGAAAGGGACUGUAGGUUUCGGUUCCGGUUUGCAAAGUUGGGCGUUCACAUUGAUGACAUUUGCUAGACUUUACUCAAGCAAAUUCGGAAUUGAACCAAGUGUAUUGGUUAAACGUUUUUGGGGUGAUAACUUCUACAACGUUAAAACAAAAAAGUGGACCAAAGAAAAACCAGCUUCUGACGGCGUUCGUGGCUUUAACCAGUUUAUACUGUCACCGAUCUACAAGGUUUUCGAUACUAUCAUGAAGAAAAGUAAGGAAGAACAAAUCGAAUUGCUAACGAAGAUGGGUGUAACGCUAAAUGAAACUGAAAUGUCUCUUCCUGACAAACAACGACUGAAAACAGCAUUACAUAAGUGGCUUCCUGCUGGCGACUCGCUCCUGCAAAUGAUAUGCAUUCAUCUUCCUAGUCCUGUCACUUCACAGCAGUACAGAGUAGAAAUGCUUUACGAAGGACCUAUGGAAGAUGAAGCAGCUAUUGCAAUGAAAAACUGCGAUCAGAACGGUCCAGUCAUGAUGUACAUUAGUAAAAUGGUGCCGACUUCAGAUAAAGGUAGGUUUUAUGCAUUUGGUCGUGUGUUCUCUGGUACAAUCGGGACAGGACAAAAAGUAAGAAUAACUGGUCCCAACUACGUUCCAGGGAAAAAAGAGGAUCUUUACGAAAAGUCUAUUCAACGAACUGUACUUAUGAUGGGUCGUUACACAGAAGCAAUCGAGAAUGUUCCUUGUGGAAACAUCUGUGGGUUGGUAGGAGUGGAUCAGUUUAUUGUCAAAACUGGCACCAUUACAACAUUUGCGGGGGCUCAUAACUUGAAGCAAAUGAAAUUUAGUGUCAGUCCUGUAGUCCGCGUUGCAGUUGAAUGUCAAAAUCCUGCCGAUUUGCCAAAACUUCUUGAAGGCUUGAACCGUCUUUCUAAAAGUGAUCCUAUGGUCCAAAUAACGCAAGAGGAGUCGGGUGAACACAUCGUUGCAGGUGCUGGUGAGCUGCAUCUUGAAAUUUGCCUCAAGGAUCUCAAGGAAGAUCAUGCUUGCAUUCCUUUAAAAAUAAGUAAUCCCGUAGUUUCAUAUCGUGAGACAGUAACGGAGGAGUCAAAUCAAACAUGUCUGUCGAAAUCCCCUAACAAACAUAAUCGUCUGUAUAUGCGUGCCUUACCUUUAUCAGAAGAAUUAGCACAGGACAUUGAUGAUGGAAAAAUCACUGCUAAUCAAGACGUAAAAGAUCGUUCUCGUUAUCUGAUAGACAACUACGGAUGGGAUGCUACAGAAGCUAGAAAGUUAUGGUGCUUUGGUCCAGAGAACACAGGACCUAAUGUUGUGGUCGAUACCACUAAGGCAGUUCAAUAUUUAAAUGAAAUAAAAGAUAGCGUUGUCGCUGCGUUCCAGUGGGCAACUAAAGAAGGUGUUCUUUGUCAAGAACACAUGCGUGGAGUCCGUUUCAAUCUCAUAGAUGUAGUACUGCACGCAGAUGCUAUCCACCGUGGAGGUAAUCAAAUCAUCGGUACAGCACGUCGAUGCUUCUAUGCCUCUGUUCUUACUGCCAAACCAUGCUUACUAGAACCAGUUUAUCUGGUAGAAAUCCAAGGACCAGCCACUGCUAUGGGAGGCAUCUACAGUACUUUGAAUCGCAAGAGGGCCAUUACACUUUCAGAAGAACGAAAAACUGACAGUCCAAUGUGUAUUACCAAAGCUUAUAUGCCGGUUAAUGAAUCUUUCGGCUUCACGACUGAUCUUCGUGCUGCAACUGGCGGGCAAGCUUUUCCUCAGUGUGUCUUCGACCACUGGCAAAUUUAUCCUGGUGAUCCUCUCGACGAGAACUCAAAGCCUGGACAGGUAGUUGUGGAGGCGCGAAAACGUAAGGCUCUAAAAGCAGGCGUUCCUCCCUUAGAUAACUUCUUGGAUAAACUAUAA
Messenger RNA from Schistosoma mattheei, 2553 nucleotides. NCBI's taxonomy places the organism in Eukaryota, Metazoa, Platyhelminthes, Trematoda, Strigeidida, Schistosomatidae. The record is from the annotation of a GenBank genome assembly.